AUGCGGCGAUUUCGUAAAUGUCAGAAAUUGGAAGCUCCAGUAACACGUAAAAAAUGCUGUUUUAAUGAUAUGGACGAUACAAGGAAGUGUCAGUAAUAUGGUGCUCUAAAAGCAGAGAGAAAGGUUUGUUUAGAUUCACUACAGACCAUCUCUUGGCCUGCGUGUAAGCUGUUCGUAAGCUCCUUGUAAGAUUAAACAGAAAGUCUAAAACGUAAUAAAGUAAAGGCUGGCAUAAUAAUCUGUGUUCGUUUCCAGGGGUUAUUCUAACGUGGUUUUGUUACCGUUUUAAGGUGUUGUAAAUUUUAUUUGUGAUGUUGUGAUUUUUAUUUUGUGGUGUUGUAAAAAAUCGACCCUCUGGGAAAUUUUUUUCGCAAAAUAUAGGAAAUUGUUUGUUAAAACUACAAGAAUCUCGACCCAAAAAAAUGUAACACAGCUGAAGAAAUAGUAAAUAGUCAGCAUGUCCUGAAUCUCAAAACAUUUUUACUUUUGAUCUUGACUCUUCAUUUUUCAGUGUUCAGUUCGUGUUCGUCUCAGAUUGACAUUUUCUGCAUCCGUGUACACCUCUUGAUUCCAACGCUGCCUUUUCCUUUCUCUCCUAGUUUUUUCCUUCUAUCACAGAAUAAAAGUGACAUUUCGACAAGCGCUCCCAGGGUUUACUUAAUACAAUGACUAGCCGGGGAUGUUCCUGCCAAUAGAGUCAACUUUUAGCUGAAAUACUUUUUUCCACAGAGGUAUGCCCACCAAAAAUGCUUUUUCCAGAAAAGGUCAGAUUUGUCAUUAAAAUUAAAUCGUUGUCCAUUCUAUAGCUUUCUUCACUUAUAGCUCAAAUUUUUAAUUAAAGCUCUUAUUCCAGGAAAGGUUUCAUGUUUACAGAAGUUUUUUCAGAAGAGGGUCAAGAAAAAUUACUGCGGAAGGCACAACCCUAUGUUUCCCUCGAAGGUAAACCCCCCUGGGACAAAGGCUCCACAUUUUGAGCACUGUAGAAUUAAAAUGUACAUGUAUGUACAGAUUUUGUGUGGUACCGAUAAUGAUCUAAUGAUGAUUCUACUUCACAUGGAUUUUUUCAAGAUUAUUUUAAUGCACUUAUAAGCCUCCUAAUGUCCCACGAGUGUAGCACUGCAGCUAGCACCCUAGUCUAUGCUUCCAUAAAAUAUGGAUAUACACGUUUAUUGAUGUUGAGAGGCAUAACCAAAUACACCAGUUCUACAUUGUGGCAUUCGUAGGAUGAACACAUCUUAAUGCUGUAAUACCAGUUCCGGAUCCAGGCAUAUUCUAUCGUGCAUUUUGCAUGUUUAUUUGUCUAACAGGGUUUUUAACAUUUCUCAAUUCCCACCACUCAUGUGCAUAGAUUCUACUAGUUGGUUGUGCCCUGUUAUUCGGCCGAGUUUUACUGCUUUUUGAGCAUUUGCUUCCUUAUUGGGUAAAAAUACACCAUCCUCUAUAUCCCCUCAACAUUUACCGUCUACAAUGCCAAUACAACACUGAAGUCAAAGGAAAGACUUGACUCAUUUUUGUGGUCAGUGGCUCUAAUACUACUGUUGUUUUUUGAUUUUUCUCAAAAGUAGAGUUAAAAGUUUCACAAAAAAGUACCAGUCAUUGAAUUUGCGGUGUUGAGAUUUUUUCUUAGAAUAACUCCUGUCCGUAUUGUUUUAUUCUUGGUAUCUUUCAGAACAAAGUUCAUAGUUAUUGUGUCUUGUCUAGUUUUAUUGCCAAAAUUCAUUUCAUUUGACCUGUGUUGAUUGGAGGACUGUAAAAACCUGACUUGAGAAAGUCAUGUCUCGGCUUGCCAACUGCCGCUUCCAUUUUACAAAAACAAUAACAAUUUAUGCACUUCUGUGAAAAACAAUCUCAUUCUGUCUUCAAAUCUGCUUCUUAAUGCCAACUCUAUGAAUGAACUAAUGGUUUUCAGUGUAUGCCUUUCCCAGAAUCCCUUACAAAAUAUACCCUAAUACGGUUUCCAAAUGGUAGGCCUUUAUCAAGGCCAAAAUUGUGUGGACCAUCAGUUGUAUGUAUGACAGGGUGAAAUCCAUGUAAAGCUCAUGCCAGAUAUAUGCCAUUUAACAAUAGAAAUACGAUGGGAAAUCAUUUUUCAAUGCCAGAUAUAGCUGGUGUAAGCUAUAUUAGGCCUUGCCUGGAAAGGUGCUUGAUCGAGCGCGCACGCCUGGAGCGCAAAUUAUCGCAAUAUUAUGAUUUGCGUAAGAUUACCCCUUUAGAAAAAAGUCAGCAAAUUCAACGUUGGGUUUUCGAUAUCAUUUUUCAUCUAAUAACCCUCUAAUAACCAUCAAGGACACAGGCCAUCAAGCGUAUUCUCUGGCAGAUUUAUUUGAUUUUUGAGCAAGCGUUAAUCUUCUAUUGAAGUAUAUAUUAUUUUCUGUUUUUUUAAUAACUAAAAAUCGCCUGUGCAAAUCAGCGAUCAUGUUUCCGUCCAAAUUAUCGCAUUGCUUCUCAUUUUUCAUUUGCUUUUGCGAGUAGUAGAUGUUUUAGCGUUUCUUAUAGAAUGGAUAACAUGAAAAAAGGAAACAAAGUUAAAUGUUCGAUUUUAAGCCAUGCAUUUUGAUGAAGCAAUAUGUGAAGCUGAACAUAACAGUAGUGAUACUGACACUGAUAAAAGCUCAUCAAUGAUGGCAACUUACAUAUCUAGAAAAAUCUGAACAAUUUUGCGACUUUGUUUUAUUAUAUUUCUUUAUUUAUAUUAACAUAGUGUUUGUUGCAUGUUUUGUUAUUUUAUAUUAUGGUGCUUUCUGGUAUCACCGUUGAAUUUCAUAUUUAACACUCUUCCGAAGCAUUCGAUAUGAAGCUCUCGAUCUCCUAAAGCUCUCGAAGGAUGCUCUCGAGGAAAUUUACUUAGAGGUGCGAAAUAGAGCGCCUAGAGUUUCUAAGGGGCUCUUUUUAUAGAGCACCUUCAUUUUACUUAGAGCAAGGCCUGCUAUAUGGAUUCCACACUUGAUUGUAUGCCCUGAGGAUUGCUUACCAAUGCCUGUUCUGCCACUGGAUGGAGGUAAUUGUAUUUUCAGAAAAAAAUUGCUGUGAAAUCAUGAAAACAUGUAUUUUCGUUGGUUUUUUUUCAGGAGUGCAGCUCAGUAAAAUGUUUCAAGCCGAACAAAUAAUGAGAAUUGUGCAAGUUCUGACAAACUAAGACUGGCUUACUUUGUUUAUACUGAGAGCUGCUGGAAUUUUUCAAGAUGUUAAAACUGCAUGUUUUUUUGGUUGAUACAGGCACCAUGUUCACUUUUGACAUGGAAAUGGCCCUUGAGAGUUGGUAAACAAGUUUUAAUGAUUGCCAAUGGUGAGCCCUUGAACCCAACAAGCAGAGUAGCCAGUUACAAAAGUGCUGGAACAGAAACAAAUCCCAUUUUCCUAUUCAGCAAGUCUGCCAUUGAGAGUCCACAGCCUCCAAUAUCUCCAUCGCCUGUAGUUUCAGAGCUUUCACUAGAGCAGCAAGUUGAAAAAUGCCUUCAGUUGCCCCCAAGCAUUGAAACCUUAGUGGCACGUGCAUCACUUGCAUCUGAAUUUCAUUUGUCUGCAAGGGAACUUGGCCAAACCUGUGAAAAGUUUAUUGCAAAUCAGCAACUACAGCAACAAGGCUGGCAAGCUGUAGUUUCAAAUUUGGAAAAUAUCACCAGGGCAUUGAACAAACAUGCCAAAGUGUUCCAAGAUCAGUAUCACAAAUUUUUGUCAACUCGUGAGCAAUACCUUGAUAUGCUUGACAAGUUUGAUGACGUCAUAUCACUCUUAAGCAGAAUUCCUGUGCUGUCUUGCUUAACAAAAAGUUCAGCAAUUUUUGCUUCAAAAGAACUUUGCCUGCUUGAUUGGAUAAACAGUAAGGAGCAAAAUACAUCAUUAGAGACACUGGUAGGGCAAUGCAAGGAGAUUUUGUACCAGUUUGAUACCCAAAUCUUGGAGACAUUGAUGAAUGAAGCACACAAGGUUUUAGAAUGUAGUGAAAAUAAAGGCAUGAAAGAAAUAAAAGGAUUGGACGACAGGUUAUCAAGCUUACAGCAAAGGUUAUUAGUUGCACAGCAGCUCGUUCAAGAGCAGGCAGACAUGGCUCAAGGAUUCAAGCAAAACCAAAAAAGAGCGGAGUAUAUUGGUGACGCAUCUGUUCUUCCUGACCUGUGUAUCAGCCAUCGAAAACAGCUGAUUGUGAUGGCAAAAAAUCAGCGACAGUUGAGGGAUAUUUGUACGUUGUGUACUAGAGCGAAAGACGAGUUGUCUACCAAUCUGCAUGCACGACUAAGAUGGGUCAUGUUCGUGGAGCAUUCGAUUUGCAACUAUGAUAGCAAACUGUUGGUUUUCCACGAGAGUCUAAGAAAAAUGAACCGAAGACUGGAGGUGCUAGAGCAAGUUUUUGAGGCUCCAAGGAUGUAUGUGUUAGCAGUUUUGGAAAUUCUGCGCAGAAAGAGCUUCUCAGCACAGUUUCUCGAGUGGGGAAGAAAUGUCUCAUUGAGCUCUUCAGGGACGCGGUCAGAAGAGAUCGAGAAGAGAGACAACUUUGCGAAGGUCUUUGGGAAUCACUUUUUGCACAGCUUGUUCAGUGGUCUCGAAGACAUUCCGUCUCAAUUCGCUGAGUCUCCGCCAAGCAUAUUCGACGAAAUGCUUCCUGAUAUUGAUGUGAAUGACAUUCGUUUAUUGCAAAGUAAAGUUCCUGAGUUGCUGGUGGAGCUCAGUUUGGGCGAUUCCCUUGAGGAAAGCUUGUGCGUUCGCGAAAGAUUGUCGCAGACCAAUCUAACUAAACUGUGUGACCCGAAUUCAAACCCAAAACUUGUAGAGACCUUGCGAUUAAGGGAACUGACGGGGAAUCACGGAAUUUCUAAGAUGACAGUCAGUCAGUUGCAUAAAGAGAUAUCCCAAGAGGAUAUGCCUAUUGAUAUCGCACAAAAGCAAAUUGAUUGGAAGUUAGAUGAUAUUGGAAUGGAGAUUCCCGUUGGGGAUUUCGAGCCAUCGUCGCUUAAGACUCUUCCAAGUGAACUGGAAGGCCUACAGAGUAGUCAGAGCUCAGAAAUUAGCGAUUCUUUGUUUAGAUCAGCAGAAGGCUUAGAUGACGGGGCGUCGGAGUAUCCAGAAGAGACCGUGGGUGUGUUGGAACUGUCGGAGGUCACAGAGAGACAUGUGCCUGAGAGACAAGUGCUUGAGAGACAAACCAAGGAAUAUUUGAUUGAAGAGGCAUCCACUAAGAUCCCCAAGGAGGACUGGUUAUACAGAAGCCAGGAGUUUGUCGAUGGUACACAUGACCGAGAAGAUGACAAGAACGUAAGAGAUAAAACUGAGCAAUCCGUUGAUUGUCCCGUCAUGGAUGAUGAUAGAAGUGCUGUGCAUAUGGAUUGCAUUCAUGUUUUAGAUGGUGCUAGGGAAAUUUUUAUGCUUUUGGAAAACAUAAAGAGUACCGCUCCGACGAGGGAACUAGAGAUCGCUAUAGCAAAAUUAUUGUCUAUUGUUUCAUAUAAGCUUGAGCAGUCACGAGAGAAAAUGGAAACUUCAGAUUAUUUGUUCCCUCAUGAAAAACAGUGCUGUAGAAAUGAUGUGAAGAUUUUGGGGGAGCUAGUAGGAAAAGGUAAAUCUAUUGCUGAGUUAAAAGAUGAACACAGUCAAUCAAGAAGGAGGCAGGAGGAAAUAAGGGAGGAGGAAAAGAAAGUUUUAAUUGCACACAUUGAGAAGGAAUACGAAAAGACAAUAGAACAAUUGAAAAUGGACUUGGAUGAAGCAAAAGAACAAAGCAAGACUUUGAAUCACCAAAGAGAUCUCGAAAUGAACAAAAUUGAAGAUAUGACGAAAGAAUGGAAGAAAAAGGAGGAAGAUUUUAGGGAAACAAUAGAGUCUCUUAUAAAAGAUAAAAUAGAUUUUGAAGAAGACACUACAAAGGCUCUUGAAAAAGCACAGACUUUGAAUUUAUCAUUGGGUCAUGAAAAUGCGAAAGCUUUAGAGCUGGCUGUGAACAUUGCGAAGGAGGAACAUGAAAAGACACUGACAGCGGCAAUGAACGCUGAGAAGGAGGAACAUGAAAAGGCACUGAAUGUCGCAUUAAACGCUGCGAAGGACAAACAUGAAAAUGCCCUGCGAGCAGCAUUGAACGCUGCGAAGGAAGAACAUGAAAAGAAUUUACAGCUCUCAAUAGGUACAGCAAAGGAAGAACACGAGAAAGCUUUGAAUCUUGCAUUGAACGCAGCGAAGGAGGAGCACGAGAGCCUUCUGAAAGUUUUGAAAGAAGAAAUUGAGAUGCAAAAAAGUGAAAUGAUACAAAAAGAUGAACAACUUAAAACAUUAGAAGAUGAAAAUCUUUGGUAUAAAAGUGCCAAUAAAGAAAUUAGUUCGAAAUAUAAAGAUCUAGAACUGCGGAACGAUGAGCUAAAUAAGCAGUUUUUAGAAAGGAAAAGUUAUUUUGAAGAAACAGUUCGAAAAUGUCAGUUGGAAAGAGACAGGGAAAAUAAAGAAUGGUCGAGAAUAUUAGAAGAAGAAAGAGGAAAUUUUGAAAGGCAGAUUGAAAUUGAAAUGGAAAAAUGCGAUAAAAUGUGUAAUGUUAAGUUAAUAGAUCUAAAAAAUGAAUUUGAAAAGGAAAAAUCUGCUUUAUUUGAAAAUUUUGAAAAGGAAAAGACUUUCUUAAAAGAAAAAUCUUGUUCAGAGACUUUGAAACUGGUUGAAGAUUUCAAAAGACAACGAAAUACCCUUAAAGAAGACGCUGAAAAAGAAAAAUUGGAAUUGAAAGCCGAAUUAGAAAAAGAAAAAUCGUCAAUUAUCUUAUCAUGUGAGGUUGAAAAGCAGAAGUUUGCUGAAGAAUUCGAAAAACAACAGUCUUUGUCAAAAACAUCUUCAAUUGAAGAAGGCAUCGAUGCUUUAGAAUGGGAGAAACUCCUGCAAAAAUUAAAAGAUCUCGAAGCGGAAAACCAAAAACUGAAAGAUGAACAGAACACGAAAGGUGAAUCUGAUCCUGAUGAUGAACUUUUGCAACUCAGAAAGAUGGUUCAGGAUCGAGAUAAAGAAGUCAUUUCUUUGAAAGAGAAAGUAAACAAACUGCAAGUGUUUCUGCUGCAUUCACCCGAUUCAGACAAGCAAGAAAAAAUCUGCUUUCGCCAGUUCAAAGUGGACGACCUUGUUAUUCUGUGUUAUGAUGAGCAAAGAUCCAAUUACGUUGUACUUACUACCGAAGACACCAAGUACUUCCUUCAUCCCGAUUCAAAGAGUCUUCUCAAACUAACCACAGACGAUCCUUCUCAGCUGAGGGAAUGGCUCCUUGCAUAUAUAACUGAUCAAGAUUACUGUGUUGCCAAAAAAGUGCAGAACAGAUUCAAGUUGCCAGUUGGAACAUACUUCUACCGAAUUCAUGCUCGACCAUGGCAGACUUGACAUUUACAGAAUGCCGUUGAAUUUGCCUUCAUUUUUUCAGCUUUUUAUAUCCAAAUAGUUUUUGUUGAUAUUCAUUGAAUUAACAAAUGUGUAAUUUUAUUGAAAUUGUAGUCUCGUUGACAUUGUAUAUAAAGGACUUGCAAACAUGAUUAUAAGCAAAUUUUUCAUAUUGUGAUUGCUGCCCUUCCUAGGAAAGCAAUCCAGUAAUUGAAUUUCGAAACGUUUCUUGAACACAUAGCUUUAUUUUCAUGUAAAAUCUGAUGCAGUGGACAAUUUUGAAUUUUUUAGCCACUUGUUUGUAAUUUAAUCGUUUGUCAAUUUGCACCCAAGCUAAAGCAUGCAAUGCGAUUCUGUCCUCGGGAUUUUGUCCUGAUAUAAACAUGGCAACCUUGUUUGUUUCUUUUGCAUUCGGUUCAAGUCUUUGCUAAUCGCAACCGAUUUUCUUUUGCAUAAGAUGUUGUUCGAAAUUUUUAAUCUUUUGCUUUUAUUCAGAACUAUUUUGCAGUUCUGUUUGUUACGGUUAGUCAACUCAGGAGAUGCCCUUGGAUCUUAUUCUCUUGUAA
Messenger RNA from Rhopilema esculentum, 7901 nucleotides. RefSeq lists its product as uncharacterized. Lineage: Eukaryota; Metazoa; Cnidaria; Scyphozoa; Rhizostomeae; Rhizostomatidae. Gene Ontology annotation, molecular function: molecular adaptor activity; protein kinase binding. Gene Ontology annotation, cellular component: phagophore assembly site membrane; Atg1/ULK1 kinase complex. Gene Ontology annotation, biological process: autophagy of peroxisome; positive regulation of protein phosphorylation; reticulophagy. The record is from RefSeq and is a predicted model, not a curated record.